This is a messenger RNA of Cydia fagiglandana, 1038 nucleotides long. Its product is annotated as N-acetylneuraminate lyase-like. Lineage: Eukaryota; Metazoa; Arthropoda; Insecta; Lepidoptera; Tortricidae. The record is from RefSeq and is a predicted model, not a curated record. The coding region runs from base 55 to 966 and encodes 303 amino acids. The transcript has 7 exons. Gene Ontology annotation, molecular function: N-acetylneuraminate lyase activity. Gene Ontology annotation, biological process: N-acetylneuraminate catabolic process.
GAUACGGAGGCGCGUCGCAAUUCAGUCGUUUUGCUACUUGUUUCAAGAAUCAAAAUGGUGGCGUUAAAUAUGCGGGGGCUAGUGAUGCCAGUGUUCACCUGCUUCAACAAUAAUUUUACUGUCAACUUUAACGCUAUUCCUGCGUACGCGCAGUAUGUCCUGCAGUCUGGCUAUAAGUCAAUCCUAGUCGGCGGCACGACAGGCGAACACAUGACCAUAAGUGUGGCCGACAGAAAAAAGGUGAUAGACUCAUGGUUGGCCGCAAUCAAGCCCGCCGGUAUACACGUCCAGGUCCAAGUCGGCGGGGCACCCAUCGCCGACGUCCAGGAAUUGGCCAAAUAUUGUCAGUCAGUAGGCGUGGAUUCUAUCCUCACCAUGCCGGAGCUAUACUUCAAGCCCAAGAAUGCGGACGAAUUAGUCUCCUAUGUAGCACUGGUCGCGCAGGCAGCGCCGAAGCUGCCUAUACUCUAUUACCACAAUCCCCCCAGGAGCAGAGUUGAAGUAAACGCGCCAGAAUUUGUAGCUAAGGCGACCGCUCGCAUUCCUAAUUUUAAAGGCAUUAAGUAUUCCCCGAGAGAUUUGAGCGAGGCUGCUCAAGUGCUGAGGGUUCUGAAAGAUGGACAAGAGAUGUUCGUAUCAGCCGAUACCCUAUUAGCUCCAGCAGCGCUGCUCGGCGUGAAAAACUUCAUGUGCAUAUCCUUCAACUUGUUCCCGAAGCUGGCAGAGGAUAUCAUAGCUGCUGUGGAAGCCAGCGACGUCCCCAAAGCGCGCGCGCUGCAGGAGACUCUUAGCCUUGCGAUAGAGGCCCAUACAGCUGAGGGUGAACUGGUGGCAGCGAUUAAAGCUGGCAUGGGGAUCGUAACUGGCGUGAAAGUUGGCCCGCCAUCUCAGGUCAAUAAGCCGCUAGCCCCUGAAGCAAAAAAGCGGAUCGAGGACAGACUCAGGGCGCUUAAACUAGUCAAAUAGAAUUGAGAGCAAAAACUGGAAACCGGAAAGCCCGACAGAAUGCAUCAGGCGUUAAAUUUAUAAUGAGAGGAU